UUUUGUGGUUUGGUUUUUGGCUCAAAGACUCAAAAGGGGAAGGACCCGAGAGGUGGAUGCUAGUAACGUGGCAGCUGCUGUGGAUGAUAGACGAGAGCUCGAGAAGGCUUUGACACAGGAAUUCUAUCUGAACUCAGGUCCAUGAUGGUGUGCGUGCUCCCAGUUGUCCUCCUGAUCACAUCAUCAGCCUUGGUGUCCUCCUUAGGGACAGUUUCUUUGCUUUCAUGCCAUCCUCGGUGGUUCCUGUUCGGGCGGAGAUGUUUGUCUUUCUACCCAGUGUGGAGCUCCUGGAGUGAUGCCACUUUUCUAUGCUCUCAGUCUGGAGGUGACCUUGUAUCCAUCCACACGCCAGAGGAUCUGCAGUUUGUUGCUCAGGUAGCAAACACAAGCGCUCAUGUGUGGCUGGGCGGUUACCAGGAGCAACAGAACGGCUCCUGGUUCUGGACUGAUGACACGCCCUUCAGGAUCAGCAGCUGGAUCAGUGGCACAAAAACAGCAGGAGCAGCUGGGGCUUGUAUGGAAAUGACACCUAAUGAUGGAAAGCUGCAAAGCGCCCCGUGUGACGAGCUCAAGUUCUACAUCUGCUCCAUGAACGCCAGCUCUGCUGUCAUUGAAAGCACCGAGGAGAAACCUGAACCAGGUAUUGUCCCCGGCGUGGAUUUGUUUGAUGUCCUUUGGAGCAAAAGCGAUGCACUAGCAGAGGAGAUCCUCCACUCGUACUCCUUUAUAAGAGAGCUGCAGUCUGGUCAUGUGACAGAGCAGUGCUACUCCAGCUUCAUGCAGCAGGAGGCGCUGUAUUUAACAAGAGUCAGAAGCACUCUGGAGGUCCUGAUUCGUAAUCUAGAGGAGACUGACGACAUUAGGCCACUGCUGCUGGACACACUUAAACUCUACAGCAGCACAAACCAGAGCCUCCUAGCUUCACCUCCCCCACAGGGCCUCUAUUAUCCUCUCCAACUGUACCACUCUGUGGUUUUGGAGGAGCCAGUUUAUUGGUUAGUGGCUCUGUCGGCCCGGUCCUGUCUACGUUACUUCCUGGCUCAAAAACUGCUUCGCAAGCCGCUGAUGUCCAGGUCCAUGACUAACAGCUUCUACCAGAAGUGGAGCAAAGACAGCAUGAAGGAAGUCACCUGGAUAAACAGGUCCAUGAUGGUGUGCGUGCUCCCAGUUGUCCUCCUGAUCACAUCAUCAGCCUUGGUGUCCUCCUUAGGGACAGUUUCUUUGCUUUCAUGCCAUCCUCGAUGGUUCCUGUUCGGGCGGAGAUGUUUGUCUUUCUACCCAGUGUGGAGCUCCUGGAGUGAUGCCACUUUUCUAUGCUCUCAGUCUGGAGGUGACCUUGUAUCCAUCCACACGCCAGAGGAUCUGCAGUUUGUUGCCCAGGUAGCAAACACAAGCGCUCAUGUGUGGCUGGGCGGUUACCAGGAGCAACAGAACGGCUCCUGGUUCUGGACUGAUGACACGCCCUUCAGCAUCAGCAGCUGGAUCAGUGGCACAAAAACAGCAGGAGCAGCUGGGGCUUGUAUGGAAAUGACACGUAAUGAUGGAAAGCUGCAAAGCGCCCCGUGUGACGAGCUCAAGUUCUACAUCUGCUCCAUGAAUGCCAGCUCUGCUGUCAUUGAAAGCACCGAGGAGCAGCCUGAACCAGGUAUUGUCCCCGGCGUGGAUUUGUUUGAUGUCCUUUGGAGCAAAAGUGAUGCACUAGCAGAGGAGAUCCUCCACUCGUCCUCCUUCCUCAGAGAGCUGCGGUCUGGUCAUGUGACAGAGCAGUGCUACUCCAGCUUCAUGCAGCAGGAGGCGCUGUAUUUGACCCGAGUGAGAAGCACUCUAGAGGUCCUGAUUCGUAAUCUAGAGGAGACUGACGACAUUAGGCCACUGCUGCUGGACACACUUAAACUCUACAGCAGGACAAACCAGAGACUCCUGGCUUCACCUCCCACACAGUGGCUCCAUUAUCCUCUCCAACCGUACCACUCUGUGGUUUUGGAGGAGCCAGUUUAUUGGUUAGUGGCUCUGUCGGCCCGGUCCUGUCUACGUUACUUCCUGGCUCAAGAACUGCUCGAAGAGCCGCUGAUGUCCAGGUCCAUGACUAACAGCUUCUACCAGGAGUGGACCAAAGACAGCAUGAAGGAAGUCACCUGGAUAAACAGGUACAAAAAGGUGAUAAAGGAGAAUCAGGAUCAUAUGGAUGUAUUUAAAGCCAUCAAUAUCUUCAGAGAGCACAUGAUGGCCCAGAAGGCUUUCUACAAGGCUCUGGUCUGUUCAUCUGAAGAAGGCAAACAAUGAAGGAGUGAAGCAAGACAGACGUCAUUUCUGGGAUGAAGGAAACAACUUUAACUCUCUUCAAUCAAGAAAGCUUGAUCAAACAAUCGCUGCGUUCUGAGAAGCUUGGAAAGAAAAGCAACUGGACUUCUUUGUUUCACGUUUCAUCUCUGAGGUGAAACGUCACAAGAAUGGUAAAUGGCCUGUAUUUGUA
Oreochromis aureus is the source of this 2473-nucleotide messenger RNA. RefSeq lists its product as uncharacterized. NCBI's taxonomy places the organism in Eukaryota, Metazoa, Chordata, Actinopteri, Cichliformes, Cichlidae. Gene Ontology annotation, molecular function: signaling receptor activity. The record is from RefSeq and is a predicted model, not a curated record. The coding region runs from base 142 to 2283 and encodes 713 amino acids. The transcript has 22 exons.